CCAGAGCUGCCAUGUUAAUGGGGUCUCAAGAAACACCAGCCAAAAUUAAAUUCAACCACAAACCCAAAUGGAAUACCGCAUAGAACUAUGGUCAGGUUUUUUGUGUCUGUUGUUGUAAAGUGUUUGUUAAGUGUGAUUUGUUAGUUUUUUUAUAGAAAAUUAGAUACUUUUUUUUAGAUCGUACUCUCUGUUGUUGUUGUGGUUAAUUUAGGUUUUUAUCAACUCAUAUAGCAGCUCUAUUGUUAACAUUAUUAUUCAAAAUUUGAUCGGGUUUCGAAAGUUUAUUUUGAGAUGAAAUACUUUUUUUUUUUUUUACUACUGGUUUCAUCAAUCGUGGUUUCAUAAUUUUUUUUUUACAUGAUUAGUUUUUGAUAAUUCAAUGUAAAGAAACUUUAACACAAACUUAUAUUUAGAAAUUUUCUCUAAAGUACGGUUGUUCAAAAAAAGUACAUUUUCCGGUAGUUACACUUUCAUAGUUUUUAUUCCAUUUGUUAGGUUCUAGAGCGGUUUUCCUGAUGGGUUUGUUACACUUGAAAACAAAACUAAAAGUCUUCAGUUAAUUUUUUUUUGAUAUUUUUCUGGCAUGUAUACAACAAAUUCUUGAACAUUGUAGGAAAAUCUUUGCUUGUUUUGUGGUCUUUGCUUACAAAAGCAGCGCUGCGCGGCAGCAGGCAAGGCUACAUGCAAGCACCAUGUUGUGUGCUUACUGCAGCAGCAAGUCAGCAGCGAGCAAACCAGAGGUCCUGCGGCCUAGCGAUGCUGCUUAGACUCCCCCAAGCAAGCAAUUGGCGAAGCUGCGAUUCGAAGCGCUAGGGAUCGACAUAUUUAUGCAUGUGCAAUGACACAUGCAUGAUUUAUUUCGUCCCUCAUGCAACGACGCACAAGGACCUCUGACGUGCACGGUUUCUAGGUGGUUGGGAGUCUGCAAAACUCCACUUCCGAGACAAUGGUACAAAUUCUGCCUACUCCAAGAAACGACAGCCUGCAUUGCAUUGGUUUGUACCGUUGUCUUGGUGGAAUCACCUCAGAAAAUAGGGCUAGGGGUUCUUUUCUGAAAACAUGCAACCUAUGAAGUAGAAUUGGUACAACCAUUUAAGAAAAACCUGCUUGGAAUGAUUUUUAAAGAAGAAAAUCUUUCAAAUGUUGAUAAAAAGUGACUAAUAUACACCGUUUAAUAAAAAUACCUGGAACCAAAUGACCUUUAAAGAAGAUAAAAACAGAUAUUGUUGGCAAAAUAACCAGUAUACGCUGUAACAAGAGUUUGACAAGUCUGUUAUUAAAUUAGCACAGUUGUCGGAAAAGAUCCCUGGCCAAAUGCUUAUCACACUUGGGCUUGUUUUCUUUCAUACAUAACAAAAUUACUUGCAGGUUCAACUAGCUGAUUUACAAGAUACCUGCUAGGGUUUAAAGGAGUUAUACCAAUAUAAGUCCAACUCAUCCAUCGUACAGUUUCAAAAUGUGUAUAAUAUAUACAGGAAGUCGCUUUAAGACAUGUUACUGACUAACGAGUAUAGGAUGUUGAUCGCAAGAUCUUGGACACCAUAUUGGUAUGGCUCCUUGUGUGCUGCUGUGUGCGCGGAGCAAAGUUUGGUGGAAGCCACAUCCAUUUUCAACAACAGAAAAUCAAAUGACCAAGAAAUGAAGUUCAAAUCAAAUCAGCAUUUUGUAUUGCAGUAUGAAAACGAUUUGAAAUUAUUAUAUAUUUCUAGUUGCCACUGUGGAUGUGGUUUUCACCUUGUACGCAAGCGUACCCUCCCCAGCCUAGAUCACAAACCUCGCAAUAACUACUCAAAAUUAUUUGAUAAGAACUGAAGUUCGCGUAAAUUUCUUGCUGCUUUUUAGGCCCAAGCAGUUUAUUUGGCUUAUAUCGGGGGGACAAAAAAUUUCAUAUACUUGACAUAUCUUUUCUUCCACUGCAGGCAUUAAUUCUUAUCACCCCAACAGAUACCACUAAUGAAAUCUUUUUUUUAAUCUUCCUUAUACUGAUGUAUUUAUCAAGGCUUUUCCCGUUGAUGCUUCAUUGUCGCAACCAACAGUUUUAACCAUCAGAUGGACUCAAGACCAGCUUCAGAGCACCCUGCGUGCUACUUGAAGGCAAUUGAGACUCAACCUAACUUUGCUGUUGCUUGGAGUAACCUAGGAUGUGUCUUCAAUGCUCAGGGAGAAAUAUGGUUAGCUAUACAUCACUUUGAGAAGGCUGUCACAUUGGACCCCAACUUCCUUGAUGCGUACAUCAACCUUGGAAAUGUUCUAAAGGAGGCCCGUAUCUUUGACAGGGCGGUAGGAGCUUAUCUAAGAGCAUUGCAGUUAAGUCCAAACCAUGCUGUUGUCCAUGGUAAUCUUGCCUGUGUCUACUACGAGCAGGGGUUGAUAGAUCUUGCCAUCGAUACAUACCGCCGAGCCAUCGAGUUGCAGCCUCAUUUCCCCGAUGCCUACUGCAACCUCGCUAACGCUCUCAAGGAACAAGGAAAGGUAGCCGAGGCAGAAGAAUGCUACAACACAGCCCUCCAGCUAUGCCCGACUCAUGCAGACUCUCUCAACAACUUGGCUAACAUCAAGAGGGAGCAAAGCUUUACAGAGGAGUCUAUCAAGCUGUACUGUAAAGCACUGGAGGUGUAUCCAGAGUUUGCUGCUGCACAUUCUAACCUGGCUAGCGUGCUCCAACAACAGGGCAAACUGCAGGAGGCUCUAGUACACUACAAAGAAGCUAUCAGGAUUGCACCCACCUUCGCCGAUGCAUACUCUAACAUGGGUAACACAUUGAAGGAGAUGCAAGAUAUCCAAGGAGCACUGCAAUGUUACACCAGAGCAAUCCAGAUUAAUCCUGCCUUUGCUGAUGCACAUAGUAACCUGGCUUCAAUUCACAAGGACUCUGGUUCAAUACCUGAUGCAAUUGCAUCCUACAGGACUGCUCUUAAACUCAAGCCAGAUUUUCCAGAUGCUUAUUGCAACCUCGCUCACUGUCUACAGAUUGUGUGUGACUGGUCUGACUAUGAGCAGCGUAUGAAGCAACUUGUUACUAUCGUUGCCGACCAACUGGAUAAGAACAGACUCCCAUCUGUCCAUCCACACCACAGUAUGCUCUAUCCACUAUCUCCUGAUUUCCGUAAAGCCAUUGCCAGUCGACAUGGGAACCUUUGUUUAGAGAAGAUAAAUGUGUUGCACAAAUCCCCCUACCAGUACCCCAAAGAUUUGGUAGCGUCUGGUGGUAAGCUAAGGAUUGGUUAUGUCAGCUCUGACUUUGGCAACCAUCCAACAUCUCAUCUCAUGCAGAGCGUCCCAGGCAAACACAGUGAGAAUGUGGAGGUAUUUUGCUAUGCUCUCAGUCCUGACGAUGGAACAAACUUCAGAGCUAAGGUGUUGAAAGAAGUCGGAUCAUUUGUGGAUCUUUCCCAGAUACCAUGCAAUGGUAAAGCAGCAGACAGAAUCAAUGCAGACGGCAUCCACAUCUUGGUCAAUAUGAACGGCUAUACAAAAGGUGCACGCAAUGAGAUCUUUGCACUGAGACCAGCUCCAAUCCAGAGCAUGUGGCUAGGUUAUCCUGGUACAAGUGGAGCUUCGUUCAUGGACUACCUGAUCACAGACGGUGUGACAUCACCAAAUGAUCUCAACCCCCACUACUCUGAGAAACUAGCUUACAUGCCGCAUACUUUCUUCAUUGGAGAUCACUGGAAUAUGUUUCCCCAUCUCUUGGACAAAGUCAUCAUUGAAUCCAAGGAAGGACUGAAGAGGGACACCAUUGGUAUCAUCAAUGCGUUGGAUGUCAAAGGAUUCAUGGAGAAGGUCAAUACUGUGGCACCUGCUACAGUUGGUGGAGCCGUUGCUAACGGCAUCUCAUUAUCAGAUAAGGUGGAUUUGAGCAACAGCACAAACCAAAAUGGUAUGGCAACGAAACUGACGUUUCCCUGUCUAGAUAAUUCCAUUUCACAAGCACUGAACACCAUGGUGCUUCAGGGACACGCCCAAGCAUCAAUCAAUGGAAUGAAUAUCACACAUGGACUGGCUGUUAACCAGGUGCAAGCCAAAGCAGCUACUGGGGAGGAAAUCCCAUCAACUCCCAUCAUCACCACUCGCUCUAUGUACAACAUCCCUGAUGAUGCAAUUGUCUACUGCAACUUUAAUCAACUGUACAAGAUCGACCCAGCCACAUUGCAGAUGUGGGUUUCUAUUAUCAAAAAGGUACCCAAUAGCGUUUUGUGGCUUCUCCGCUUCCCCGCUACUGGUGAACCACACCUAUCAGCAACUGCAACCCGUCUAGGCAUGCCAGCUGGUCGUCUCAUCUUCUCUCCUGUUGCUUCAAAGGAAGAACAUGUCCGCCGUGGUCAAGUUGCUGAUGUUUGUUUAGAUACACCACUCUGCAAUGGUCAUACGACGGGAAUGGAUGUACUGUGGGCAGGUACCCCAAUGGUCACCCUACCUGGUGAAACUUUGGCAUCUCGUGUCGCUGCAUCACAGCUCAAUUGUCUAGGGUGCACUGAAUUGGUUGCCUCCUCUAGACAGGAAUAUGAGACCAUCGCCACAAGGCUGGGAACAGACCUAGAAUUCCGCGAGCAAAUGAAGUUCAAAGUGUGGAAGGGUCGUACCGAGAGUCCACUCUUCAACGUCAAGACAUACACCAUGGGACUCGAAGGACUCUUCUAUAAGAUGUGGGAGAAGUACGAGAACGGAGAUAAGCCAGAUCACAUCAAACAAGUCGACAUAACAGCAGUAGAGAAUGGCUCAUCACUCAGUGUAGAAAAGUGCAAGUAAAUACUAUACAAAGAUUGGGAGUUGUAUUAAGAAGUGGUUAGGAGAAGAUUUUAUAUUUCUGUUCGACAGUUUGAGCCAUAUCAGGGCCCAAUUUCAUAGAGCUGCUUUAAGCAAAAAACUAUUGCUUAAAAUUUGUUGGCUCAACAUAACUUGAAAGCAUGACGCCAGAACUAAGCAUGACGCCAGUUACAUUUUGUACAUUUAAAAUGAUAAUUUAGCUAGUAAACUGAUUCUGGUAAGCAUUAUUUUCUUGUGCUUAGCAACUUUUUAUGCUUAAGCAUUCUAAUGCGAUGAUGUGAGGUGUAGUCUAUCCUACAUCAAUUUGGGAUUUGGUCGCAACCCUCCACUCUCCCGGUCCAGCAUUAGGGUCCUCAUCUCCCCUCAAUCUUAGGAGACCUUUUUGAAGUGAUCUUUUACUUUUUGGAGGAGAUUUUGAAUGCUUUUGACGGCCACAAAUCUUCAUAAAGAUACAGUGCAGUGAAAGCAUUGUAAGACAGUUUGUAUAUACAGAUAUUAUGCAGUACAUGCACAGGUUUAUCCAGGAAAGUUAGCUUGGAAUAAAUAGACCAUGGCCCAAUUUUAUAGAGCCGCUUAACGGUAUGCAAAUUUUUGUGCUUACUGUAGCAGUAAAAUUUGCUGAGGUGUUAGUGUAUUUCACAGGUUAGUAAGAAAGUUAGGCAGCCAUCUAGCACGCUCACAAUGGAUUUGUAAUGUUACAUCAUUCAUUGUGAUAAUAUAGUACCGGAAGGUUAGCACGCCUUUUCAUGUGCUUAAGGAGAAAAAAAAGGCCUUGGGUCCCUUGUCCUUUUAAAAAAUCAAAAGCAUACAGGCUUGAACACUUGAACACCAGAUUGUCGUACCAUUAUUGCAUGCUGUCUAUGGGACAUCUCCUGAACAUUUAAAUGUAUAAAGCGUUAAGGAUUUUGAUUGCAGUGUAAAUAGCUGUGUUUAGUAGGAACUAGUCUAAUGCUUUGCCUGAUUAACAAAGAUGCUAUUUUUCUGUUGAAGCUUCAUCCGUUAAUCGAGAAGAAUGUUCCGAAUUAUGUUGUAAUUUUUCUGUUGUAACUUUUUAUUUUACCGAUCUCGUAAGCCAUUGAUGAGGAUAUGUCAUUUAAUGGUGAUAUUCCCUCUUAUGGUUAUAUUACAUAAUUUUUGUUUGUGUUUGUCUUUUUUUUUGUAACAGUCGGUUUGCAUUAUAAUGUUCUGGAAUGUACAUAUGUCAUAUAACAGUAAAGAUUUAAAAAGGAUACCCCAUUAUUUCCUGAGGAUAUCGAUAUAUUGGUUUAUUUUAAGGAUUAUUUAGUGUAAUACCGAGCAUGGAGGGUGAAUUAUUAUUUUUUUUAUUCUCAAGUUUUGUUGGUGAAAGUAAGGCUGUAUGAUAAAAAACAAAGUGUAAUGUUGUGAUCCAUACUAACUACAUGUAAAUCGAAAAUUUCACCGCUUAAGUUGUCAGUGUGUAAGAAUCACACAGUUAAAAGAUUUCUGCAAUCAAAACUUGAUAAAAGACAAUAUUUCUAGUAUUGUUAAAUGACCCCCCAAAAAACAGUUAAAGAUUUUUCAGGUUCCAAACUUUUACCGUAAAAUACCUGCAUGCGCGUUUGCAAAAGUUUUUAUAUUAAAGGGUUAUGGUAUGAAGAACAAUUUUGUGUUUAAUGCAUUUGGAUUUUAAUAAGUUUCCACAUCACAGUACAUUGAUGACACGUAUUGUAUAAAUAAGAAAUUAAUUAAUUCGUAAUCACAGAAAUUCUCACAAUCAUUUUAAAAUUUGUUUCGGGAUUUGGAACUCUGAUUCUGUCGGUUGCUUGUCUGGCAUCGUAUACAGUUUAAUAAAAUCAGUACUUGCGUAUUGCACCAUUUUUAAUUUAAGCACAGUGCUGUAUUUUAACUUGGUAUCUUUAGCCCGCCUUAUACAAUAAUCUUCCUGAUUCAAAUAAAACAAGAUAAAUGAUA
Molecule: messenger RNA, 6699 nt
Organism: Asterias rubens (European starfish)
Lineage: Eukaryota; Metazoa; Echinodermata; Asteroidea; Forcipulatida; Asteriidae
Product: UDP-N-acetylglucosamine--peptide N-acetylglucosaminyltransferase 110 kDa subunit-like
Exons: 17
Coding region: 2050-4749 (899 amino acids)
Biological process (GO): protein O-linked glycosylation
Molecular function (GO): protein N-acetylglucosaminyltransferase activity; protein binding
Source: RefSeq, a predicted model, not a curated record